UUUUUUUCUUUUCUUAAAGCUUUUGUAUUACUAAAAUUCUUCUCUCUAUUCAUAUCAUCCAAUCUCUUCUACUUUUCUUCAACUUUUAUACAUUAAUUUUGGUUUCAAAAUAUAUCCAGAAACUGAAAAUAAAAAUAAAAAUUGAGUUGCUAGCUACACACAGCUGAUUAAUGUGCAUAAUGGAUCAUCAGCAGCAGGAAAUGUCUUCACAAACACUAGAAAGCAUGUUGGUUUGCACAAAACCAGAUCAAGAUCAAAAGAAGCCAAGGCCAGCAGAACAACAACCUCAGAAAUGUCCAAGAUGUGACUCUGCCAACACAAAAUUCUGUUACUACAACAAUUACAGCCUCACUCAGCCCAGAUAUUUCUGCAAAUCUUGCAGAAGGUACUGGACUAAAGGAGGUACGCUCAGAAACGUUCCAGUUGGUGGUGGUUGUAGAAAAAACAAAAAAUUAUCAUCAACAACAUUAGCAAAGCGAUCAAGUCAAGAUAACAUUAGCCCAAACAUCAGUAAUCCAAUACCUUCCUAUGAUUCCUCAACUGAUUUGAGCUUGGCAUUCGCCAGGCUCCAGAAACAGACAAAUGCACAUUUGGAGAUCGAUCAAGAACAUGACAACAACAACAACAACAACAUGUCAAUGAUGUACAAUACUGGCAACAACUGUACUAGUACUGCCUUUCUUGAUGCACUAAGAGGUGGAUUUCUCGAAAAUGCCCCAAAUCAUCAUGGAUUGUUUCAUCACAACAUGUAUAAUUACGCGAACAUGGGGCAAUUAGUAGAGAAUGGAGAAAUGGGGAUGAGUUAUGAUCAAGAUCAAAUGAGUAUUGGUACAAGUACUACAAUGAUGACAGCGAUAGUGAAGCAAGAGAUGUGCAACAUGGCACGAUCAACAGAAGGUCAUGACCUGAAUAACAGUAAUAACAACAACAAAGUCUUGUGUGGAUUUCCAUGGCAACAAAUGAAUGGAGAUCAUCAUGUUAACAACAUGAAUACGAAUGAUUUUGAAUAUUCAACUAACAAGCAAAGUUGGAAUGGAUUUGGAGGUUCUUCUAAUUGGCAUGGACUUAUUAAUAGCCCUUUAAUGUAGAUGUUUAAUUAGAAGAAGAAGAAAAAAAAGGUAGUAUUUUGAUUAUUAAUUCUUAGAUUAGACUGUUUUAAUUUUUAAAUUAAAUAUCUAAGAA
Molecule: messenger RNA, 1182 nt
Organism: Solanum verrucosum
Lineage: Eukaryota; Viridiplantae; Streptophyta; Magnoliopsida; Solanales; Solanaceae
Product: dof zinc finger protein DOF2.1-like
Exons: 2
Coding region: 171-1088 (305 amino acids)
Biological process (GO): regulation of DNA-templated transcription
Molecular function (GO): DNA binding; DNA-binding transcription factor activity
Source: RefSeq, a predicted model, not a curated record